This is a messenger RNA of Lolium rigidum, 1014 nucleotides long. RefSeq names its product zinc finger A20 and AN1 domain-containing stress-associated protein 8-like. Gene Ontology annotation, molecular function: DNA binding; zinc ion binding. The transcript has 3 exons. The record is from RefSeq and is a predicted model, not a curated record. The coding region runs from base 174 to 677 and encodes 167 amino acids. Lineage: Eukaryota; Viridiplantae; Streptophyta; Magnoliopsida; Poales; Poaceae.
CUCCUCCCUUUUAUCUCUCUCCCCACCUCCCCACGUUUCGCCCCCAUUUCCAAGCCCACCGAAUUGCUCGCUCGCUCGCGAUUCCUCUCCCCUCGCCUCCGACUCCUCCCCAUCCUAGGGGAUCGCCGGAGAGGAAUCGCGACGAGGGCUUUCUUGUACCAGUAAACCAAGCCAUGGAGCACAAGGAGACCGGCUGCCAGUCCCGGGAGGGCCCCAUCCUCUGCGUCAAUAACUGCGGCUUCUUCGGCAGCGCCGCGACCAUGAACAUGUGCUCCAAGUGCCACAAGGAGAUGACGCUCAAGGAGGAGCAGGCCAAGCUGGCCGCCUCCUCUUUCGACAGCAUCGUCAACGGAGCCGAUGCCACGAAAGAACAUCUUCUUGCUGCCAACACGUCGGCGGUAGCCGUUGCUCAUGUCGAUCUGAAGACGACAGUCAUUGCGCAGCCUGCCGUUGUUGCUGGUCCCAGCGAGCCAGCCCCCAAAGGCCCAAGCCGUUGCAGCACCUGUAGAAAGAGGGUCGGCCUCACCGGAUUCAACUGCCGAUGCGGGAACCUGUACUGCGCGAUGCACCGCUACUCCGACAAGCACGAGUGCAAGUUCGACUACCGGGCGGCGGCCAUGGACGCCAUCGCAAAGGCCAACCCGGUGGUGAAGGCCGAGAAGCUCGACAAGAUCUAGGUGUGUCUGAAAAGCUCCACGAAACGAAGGUCCCAAUCUGUGCUACCUCAUCAUCGUACGUGCGUCUUUGCUGCAUUAUCCUUUCAUGUUACAAUCUAGUUGUUGGGCAUCCUGAUGCAUGGCACGCCUCGGCAAGCUUCAAGGGUUCUCUCACUCUCUGGCCAGUACGAACGGUCUCCAUGUUGGCUAUGUUGUGUAAGCUUUUAUUCUAUGGUCGUCUUUGCGAGGCGGCGGACUGUAUCGUGGCUUUGCAUUUAGCUAGCAUCCUGUAAUGUACUGUAUCGUGUCCUGCUGUCUUACGGUUGUAACCGGUAAUAGUAAAACCAGUAAUCGUCGA